AUGGUAGAGGAAACCUCUAAGAAAGUCCGAAAACUUUUGACAGAACUCUACCAAAAGAAACACAUUGAUGAAAUGACAUUUAAAUGGUUAUCUCAAACACCAAACCCUCCACGCAUUCCAGUUUUUAACACUCUUACAAAAACACACAAGGUCAACUUGUCAAGUCGACCAGUAAUCUCUAGAUGCGAUUCCCCGACUGAGAGAAUUUCAGCUUUUGUUGAUAGUCUUCUUCAACCAAUAAUGAAAGAACAGCAGUCAUACAUUAAAGAUACAACACAGUUUAUUAACUUCAUUGAAGGAACGAGAGUUCCACAAAAUGCAAUCCUGGUCUCAAUGGAUGUUACAAGCUUAUAUACAAAUAUACCGCAAGAAGAAGGUAUCACGACCAUAUGCCAUGCAUAUGACACAUUCUACACGGCAACACACCCUAUACCAACACAUUAUCUUAGAGAAAAGCUGACACUUAUAUUACAAGAAAACUCCUUC
Porites evermanni is the source of this 486-nucleotide messenger RNA. NCBI's taxonomy places the organism in Eukaryota, Metazoa, Cnidaria, Anthozoa, Scleractinia, Poritidae. The record is from the annotation of a GenBank genome assembly.